This is a messenger RNA of Homarus americanus (American lobster), 7912 nucleotides long. RefSeq names its product serine-rich adhesin for platelets-like. The coding region runs from base 270 to 6635 and encodes 2121 amino acids. The record is from RefSeq and is a predicted model, not a curated record. The transcript is spliced from 12 exons. Lineage: Eukaryota; Metazoa; Arthropoda; Malacostraca; Decapoda; Nephropidae.
AGACUAGUUUGGUGAGUUUCUCCGCGGGAGACUGACGCUACUACGGUGUGCUCGUGAUGGUGCUUUGUCAUGACUCAUGUGUAAAUACUCAGUGACCCUUCUCUUGUUAACUUGUUACACUGAAACUAACAAAGGGUGGAGGCGUGCAGGAGGCCUCAGACAGGAGCGGUGUACAGCCUGGCGGGGUGGGCCCUGGCAGGAGGCUGUAGUAGUAGUGGUGGUGGCCGCAGUUCAACAGGGAGAGGGCCAUCCUCACCCAUGUCAACACAAUGUUCAAGGGCAUAAAGAAACGCUUCAACUCCUCCAGGUCAGGUCGCGGCCGGAAGAGUGAGAGAAGCCCCCCACCAGGCGAUGUCCCGUCCCUCGACACCCCCGACCGCAAGUCCGCCUCCCCCAGACAGGUGCACCCAGCGGACUUAGUGGUGUCUGCCGCCCCGUACGCCCGCAGGAGCCUGGAGCGUGGUGGGGGGCGUCUCUCACCCUGUAAGUCCCCCUCCUCCUCCUCCACCACCACCACCACCUCCUCCCCCACCACAAACACCACCACCACCACCACCAUCACCACCUCCGCCUACCCCACAGCACCAAACCUCUGUGUUACUGGCGGGAAAAUAGAGUUUAUUACGCCUCCAGAUUCUACGUUGUCCUCGACGGCGUCUCGGUGCUCUACGCUUAAGCUGUCUCCCUCCACUCACCGCGAGGACGUGUGCCCAAGGUCUGCUGUCCCCGCCCCCGCCCCUGGCCACGCCCCCGACCACGGGGAUCAUGGCACGCCGCCCUCCAGCCUCUCCCGCAGCUCAGGGUCCUCCACGGGCUCCAAGGAACACUGUCUGAAGAUUUACUCAGUAGAGGCUGAUGACAAUGAGGAAGGACAGCCUGUGAGAAACACCUUAGUGGAGGCUGCCAGUCCUCGCAGGAACAAGCACCACAAGCAACAGGAGUUAGAGGACAGCUCACAUGCACGCAGCCGCCACCAGAAGAAUAACGGUGGUGUCAUGGAUUCUGGUCAGAAGGGUUCUGACGGGCACCAAGUGGAAGAGCUGCGUCAGGAGAAUGAGGAGGUGAAGCAACGACUCUCUAACCUCCAGCAUGAAUUUAUUCUGCUGGAGGAGCAGGUUCAAGUGCUGGUGGCAGAGAGGCGGAUAGUGGAGGAACAACAGAGAGCGGAGAAGGAGGCCCAGGAGCAGGCGUACACCACCAAGCUGCAGCAGUACCAGGCCACCAUCGCUGCCCUUGACCAGUGUACUGGCAUUCAGCCCGAGGGGCCUCCCAUACCACAGAGCAAGGAUGAAGAGUGCCACCCCCAGCAGGAGGCCUUUAUUAGUAAUGACUCUGUUGUGCAGAUGUUAGCUGACCGCUGUCAAACUCUGGAACAAGCCAACAAACGACUACAGAACGAAGCUCGUGCUCAGCAACGUCAGUACGAAGUUUGCCUGGACCGCGUCGCCACUCAAGUUGUUCAGGCACUUCUCUCCCAGAAAAGCCACCAGGAGCAGUGUAUCAAGCUGGCCCACCAGGUGCAGGACUUACGGCGACAGAACGCUGCGUUGUCUUCCCUGGUGGGUCCUACAGGGAUGCGUCAGACUCUGCCUUGUUCCCACCGACACCGUUGUCCCCCAGCGGCUCCUCCCACCAAUUUUUUCAGCCUUCCAACGACACUUAGAAGAAACAGACAGCAGCAGAGUGAAGCGUGGCCACAGGAGGGUUGGGUCGCCUCGUGGCACGUCGAGGAGAGCAGCAGGAGCCACUUGGGCGACCACAACUCCUCUCAGGGUCAUUUUCACUCCAGCCUCCAGAUGUUGUCUGAUGCCAGCAUCCCGACCUCCCUCAACCUCACAGACCACAACACCACCACUUCAAGUAGUGUUCGACUAGGAGAAGACUGUUACACCCCUCAGGAGAGACUGGCCUCUACCACAACCACAGUUACCACGGCAAACUCUACCACAACCACCUGUUGGUAUGAUAUUAUCACCUCCCUCAGUGCAGCCAAUUCUCCUCAGGGUACAGCUGUUGCCAGUAACCUAGACACAGUGCUGAAUCCCAGACUAAGUGAUGGUGUAAGUGUGUGGAGCCAGUCUGACCAGGUGAUGUGUGAGGCCGGGAGUGCAAGUACCAGCAGUAGCAGCAGUUCUGACUCCCCAGUUCAGUCUUCUUAUCAUUCACACACAGUAAUAUUCUCAAGAGAAACUGGAGACAGUUCUCCUCCUAAUGGGUGUGAGAGACUGGAGGAAACUAGAGGGUGCGUCACCCCUCCUCCGGCCACUAGCAAGUUCUCUCCACUCUCUCUGGAAUCAACAGUCACUUGUGACAGUAAUUCGCCUGAGCAGAAGAAUUGCCAAGUAUUUCAAGCAAAAAUUGAUAACCUUGCCUUUGAUAAAUCAAAGAUAACAGUUGUCCAUGAGGAAGAGUUGCUGAGUAAUUCUCCAAAUGAAAAGAAUGCAAAUUUAGUAGUGAAUAAUGUAAAUACAGAUGAAAUUUGUAGUAUUCUUCAAGUUAAGGAAAAGUUGAUGAAAUCCUUGACAGAGUCAACCACGAAUGAGUUCACCAUUGAUUUAUCAGUAUUAUCGUGCGAGGAAAAAAACAAAGGAGUGUUGAACAAGAAUCUCACCAAAGUCGGCACAAAGAAUACAGGCAACGAGACCAGCCCGGGGGAAGAGGGGACCACCAAGGACGAGGGCUACUCCACCAUGUCCAGUGACGUACAGGCGGACGUGAAGGACAGCAUCACCACCUGUACUGUCACUACUGUACAGGAGGAACCUCUUCUGGCACCUACACCAGUUGACUUCUCAGACCAAGGCUCUACAAACACUGUGAGAGAAAACCUCUCCAGGAAAGGGUCCAAUAAGAGUGAUAAUAAUUCCCUAGAGAAAACUUUAGUUAAGGAGAGAAAAAUUUCUUCUGCAGGAAACAGCGAGUACUGUGACGGCCUCCGUGUUAUAUACGACGAGGAGGACAACAACUCGGAUGUAUUUUUUAUACCCAUUCAAGAACCAGAAAAUGAGAGUUUGUACAGACAUAGUUACCACAUACCCUCGAGUGUAGAGAGAAAUAAACCGGUUCGUUGUUAUUCUGAUUCUCAGUUAUAUUUAGAGAGAAGAAGUGCUCGUAAUCCUAAACCGAGGACUAGCUUAGAGAGACACGUGUCGGAAAAAGAUCUGGCGGAGAGAUCUCCGUCGACGGAAGAAGUGUUAGAAGAGGCAAAUAAAAAUAGGAGCUUAAAACGGGUGUCGGGACAAGCCAGCCUCAAGAGGAGUCGAAUGUAUGCAAAAGAAGAACACACUACCUCGCACAGUAGUGAAGAACUGUGGCCUUUAGAAGACAACCAGAGAAAAUAUCUCUCUCCUACGUACAGUCACGCAGAACUGGAGGACUGGUCAUUAGACUUAUCUUCAGAGUAUCUUAGUGGGGUGUGUGGGGAGGGGGAAGGAAGUGAGAGUGUGGGAACCAGCGGUGCCCAUCAUGGCUCUCUGCCGUCCAUCCAGGAGGCGACCCCGGAGUUAGAGGAAGACAAUAAUGAGUUCCUCUGGAAUGGUGCUACCUACUUUAAAGCAGAUUUAGAUUUAAAUUGGUCGAGCAAAAAAGAGCUGACAAAAAGUUGGCAACUAGAUCAUUCUAAGGAAAAUCAUAUAGUGUUAUCUCCCAGAUCAGGGUGUUCUGAUCAGCCGGCUGUGUGGUCCAGUAGUGAGCAGCUUUCGUGUUGUUCUGAAGGUGUGUCAAAGUGCAGUUCUGACUUUGAAAACUUUUGUGAACAAAUCUGUAACCUGCCAGAACUGAAGAGAGUUUCAUUUUGUAGCAGUGAAGCGGGCGGUCAGGAAGCGUCAAAGGCUGCCAGCCAGGAAACAUCCAGCGUGGGAGAGCACGAGGACGAGCUGGCAGACGACGUGUGCGUUGAUACUGUUUUUACUAGAGAUUUCUACCGCCUUGUUAAGUUUGAAAGUAAUAAGAGUCUAGCAGCAUCAUCCAAGAGCUUAGCUACAUCUGAUGGAUUAUUAACUAUUGAAAAGUUGCAAGACUUGGAAUCAGGAGGAACACACAAAGAGGCUUUAGCUUCUGUCCUGGGCUUUAUUGCAGAACAACAAAAGUACUGUGAAGAAAGAGAAGCACAAGAUGAAAAAGUUACAAGUCAGUCUAGAGAUGUAUUAAGACUUGCAAAUACAUUAGACAGUUCGGGCUCUCCCUUAGCGUCAGUUGUGUUUCGCGGGACGUUUCCUAAAAUAUCUCCGAGAGAAGGUUCUAGUGAUGCGUGUAAUAGUGCUGAUGACUUUUCUAUGAGAACAUUACCGUCGUUACAGUGGAAACCUAGCAAGAGAGAUUCAUUCAAGACCAAAGUUCCCCCUCCUGUCCCAGCAAAACCAAAAUGUUCCCUUCAUCAAGACCCCUCAAGAGGUGCUCCUAGCAGCAGUAAUUGCAUUCCUGCCAGAUGUCCUGCUACUACUACUACGCUUCCUUCCCUCCCAGUUGUGCCACCUACGACCCUCCCAGUCUUGCCGACCACUACCCCGUCAGUGCCCUUUGUGCCUUCCCGGUCAUCUAGUUUGGCCCCUCAUCAGGUUAUACCUGCUUGUGAAGUGGAGGUGCCACUCUCACAUGUCCUCAAGGUGCCCAUCAGGAGUGCCUCGCACCUUCCUGGUACAAACUCUGUCACCGAGCAACAAACUUCUAGUACAGUGUCAGAUGGACCGUGUCAACACCUUCCAGUACCUGACCAGUGUAGCAGUGUAGCCACUCCCCCGGCAGUAGGUGGUCCCCCGGUGCCCCGCCGUUCAUCUAGCAUGGCCUUCACUAGUAAUGUAUUACCAGUUCCCGAGCAUAAGGUGUCUUUAACCGAUUCUCCUCCAGUACCAAAGCGCAUAACGAGCAGAGCACUGCCCAAGCCUCCUGCAUCACAGCCGAGCUCCUUAUUAAUUAAACAUAAUUCUAAUGGUUGUAACAAACCUCUCGGGGGCAGCUUGGAAGGUAAACGGCGCAGUUUCAUCAAAGAGACAUUGGGGCUGUCUAGUCCCAGGAGACCACAGAGUGAUUACUGUGAAUUGCCCAGCCUGAGUGAAAAUCCUUCAGGGAUGUUGGAGGAGUUACAGAGGAUGGCAAAGGUAGAGGAAGAGGAGGACAAGAAGAGAAGGUUGAGACCCGAAGGCAACAGCGGGCAAGAAGCCACCAGUCCAGGAGACACUGUUGGGCUGGGUACUGGCUGGGUCAGGGUACAGCCUCAUAUAGAUCUCCAGGACCCUCAGGCUCGAGCUAACCUCUUGGACGGAAUGAUGGAGUCGAGUGAAGGCUGCAGCUCAGAGACGGAGGAGGACGAGGUGGCGGGCCAUCACUACUCACAGCUCAGGUCUAUGCAUCGCAGCAGACGAAAACGCAAGGCAUCACAUCGUAGUGGUAACGGCCGAAUAAUUAUCGGAGGUGGAGCCCCUCGUCCCACUGUCAUUGGCCGAAAAGACUUGUUUGUAAGAUUUGGAGAGCAAGAGAGGGCAGCCCUGCAAGAAUUUGAAUUUCUUUGUGAUUUUUCCACCUCCCACUCUGAUCUGGGCUCCCAGGACCUGUGUGUGUCUUCUAGUGGAGCGACGAACAUGGUGACUACUGUCAGUACCUCUGUGCCACCACCCUCAUGUAUCUCGGCACUCCCUCACUCAACUAGGAUUACUGGUGCUGUUUUGCCUAAAGUAGAAAGUAAUUUAUUGAAAAAACACAUAAGUAAUAUUGAAGAGAAAAACAGAACUGUGAAAAGUGACAUUAGUGGAUAUAAUCGUAGUGGUCAAAGUCGGACCGAUGAACAGGAGGGUGUGGAUACUCGCAGUAUUGGUAGUGUCAAGAGUGCUAUAUGGCAGCUCAACAAGGUGAAUCAUAUCUCAGGAAUCAAACAACCUGCCACUAUGCCUACCAUCCCAGCUAGAAGUGCUUCCAGUAUAAGCAGUACCAGAGCCAAUCACCUAAAGUCCAGUUUCCCCAUCAGUACAAACAAACCUCGGGCAUGGACCCAUUUUAAGAGUAGAGUGAGUGACGGAAACAUCGGCGGAGCCUCCAAGUGUAGCGUUAGACGAGGGAACUCGCCAUCCAGUAGGACACCUUCUCCUCAGCUUAGUGUAAAGGACAAUAAAGGUAUUAGUAGUAAGUUCCCCGGUGCAUCACAUGGCUCUGUUGAGAGACCACAGGGCAGUAACUCAAAGACGGGCUCCCCAACACGUAUCCCACGUAUCCAAACACCUCUCAUGUCUUCCAAAAAAUCAACAGCCGAAUCUCCUAAAUCACAGAAAGAAGAUUCUUCCCCUAAAGACUCUUGCUACGAAUCCACAAAAAAAGUGAAAUCCCAGUGUGAAAAGGCAUUGCCACCCAAAGGCUUCUCAAGUCGAGCAGUCAAGCCUUCUCGUAUACGUUCAACUAUUCAACUGCGACAACAGCAGCCAAAUCUUCAACAGCAGACUAACAGGAGUGGCAUUAAAAGUCCUAGAUUAACCAGACUAAAAAAAGCAGCCGACCCAUUAGAUUCCUUCAAUGGCAAGUCUCUGUGUGACAGUGGGUCUAGCGAAGGCUCGGAGCGUUGUGGGGGUCGGCUUUCCCUCAGUGACUCCUGUGCUGAAAACUUCUCUCCAAUUGAUAGUGGAGAUGAAGUUUUCGAUAAAGAAUACUAGCCGGCUUAUCAGCUUGUUAUUCAGAAGACUUGAAUGUGUGAUGCCAUUGUGCUCUGCCAGAUAUGGUGCUUUGUGGGGUUUAUUUAAAGGGAGCACAGAUUGUUUUUGUUUUUUUGUUUGCACUGUGCAUGAUCACCUUUAUCAAGUUUUGUGUUAUUUUAAGUAGCUGUGGGGUAUUUAUUUCUUUAAUUUAUUUUUAUUGUAUUCAAAUGUCCAUGGAUAAGCACAUUCCGACUACUUUGCGACCAUGACAAUAUUUCCCAAUAACAUGCAUUAACAUUAUUCCAAAUACAGUAUAUAUAAACAGUAUAUAUAUAUAUAUAUAUAUAUAUAUAUAUAUAUAUAUAUAUAUAUAUAUAUAUAUAUAUAUAUAUAUAUAUAUAUAUAUAUAUAUAUAUAUAUAUAUAUAUAAUAUUAUUUUAUUUUUAUUUUUUUCCAUUUAUUAUAACCUGUUAAAGCUGUUGUCUUCCACUGUCUUCUCAUACUAAUAUGCUUAUGCUUCCCUGGGCUCACAUGACGUGGAAGAUUUGCCGAAAGCAACGAAGAUAGAUAACGGUGGCUUUUAUGAUUAUGUUCAAUAGAUCAUGGUAGUGUCUAUGAGAGAUUAAGAGACUGAAUAAUGUUAAAUGAUGAUGUAUCUCAACAGCUAGAGCAAUUGCUAGUCACUAUGGAGUUAGGGCACCUAUGUAGGGUUUAGGAAGGCGCAGAUCUGUGUCUUAUACAUGGAUGCAUUUAUGCAAUAAUUGACUUAAGUGUUAAUCAGCAUUUAACUACCUUAUUUGAUCAUUUGAAUCCUCUGAUAAUGAAUGUAGACUACUACAAGGGAUGUAGGACUGUGUUCCCUCAAGUGACCAGAUCACUGCUCUGUGUUGAGGAAGCUGCUAAUUGCUGCAGUCUUCCCCAAUGAUAGAUAUGCAAGGUGCAACUUCUUAAAACUUUAAUUAUAAACAUUUUGAUUCUUAAAUAUUUGAACAAAAGUAUUUGCAAAGAGGAAAAAAUUUACAUUGUGAAAGUUGUAAGGUAUGUAACUUGUAUGUCAGUAGGAAUACCUCAUAUGCUGGAGUGGCUAAUGUACUGAGUGUUGUAUAUAUAGUACUGUACUGGACCAGCUUUUAAGUAUUAUUCCAAAACUGUUAAGCUGAAGACUAAAUGAAGCUUUAGGUCCAAGAUGUGUUCAACCUCUUCAAGUUCAGGAAAAUAUAAUGCGCCGUGAAGGCCGUUUGGUCAUUGUUUCAAGGUAGCUUGCAUUUUGUAACUUCAAUAAAUUUAUGAAUAUG